AUGUCUUUCUCUGUUCGAGCCCUUGGCCUGCUUGCGCUGAGUGCAGCGCAACUCUUCAAUGGCGCGCACGCCGGCGUGAAAUCCUGCCCGGCGAACUCUCCUGUCAGCUGCAGCUCGUCCUCGUCCAAGUCCAGCUCUGGCAGCUGCUGCCUCGAGUCCCCCGGCGGUCUUCUGCUGCAGACCCAAUUCUGGGACACGGACCCUGUGACGGGUCCUACCGACUCCUGGACCAUCCAUGGUCUUUGGCCGGACAACUGCGACGGCUCGUACCAGCAAAACUGUGACCCAUCGCGCGCGUACAAGAACAUCACGGAGAUUCUGCAGGCGGCGGGCAAGCAGAGUCUGCUGGACUACAUGAAGACGUACUGGCAGAGCAACGAUGAGUCGCCGGAGGAAUUCUGGGAGCACGAAUGGGCGACGCACGGCACCUGCAUCAACACCAUCGACCCCAGCUGCUACACGAACUACACUGCCGGAGAGGAAGCCGCCGACUUUUUCCAGCAGGUGGUGACUCUCUUCAAGAGUCUGGACACGUACCAGGCCUUGUCCGAUGCCAACAUCACCCCAUCCACAGACCAGACGUACGACCUGAGCGAUCUCGAGGCCGCCACCUCCAAGAUCCACGACGGCAAGACCCCUCAACUGUCCUGCAGCAACGGCGAGCUUUCUCAGAUCUACUACUACUUUAACCUGCAGGGCAACGCCAUCACGGGCAAAUACAUCCCUGUCGACUCUCCCGACUCCUCCAACUGCCCCAAGAGCGGCAUCAAGUACCUGCCCAAGUCUCAGGGCUCGUCCUCCUCGGGACGCCGCCACGGCGGUUAA
This is a messenger RNA of Rasamsonia emersonii CBS 393.64, 825 nucleotides long. RefSeq lists its product as uncharacterized. Gene Ontology annotation, molecular function: ribonuclease T2 activity; RNA binding. Gene Ontology annotation, biological process: RNA catabolic process. The record is from RefSeq and is a predicted model, not a curated record. The transcript has 4 exons. Gene Ontology annotation, cellular component: extracellular region. NCBI's taxonomy places the organism in Eukaryota, Fungi, Ascomycota, Eurotiomycetes, Eurotiales, Trichocomaceae. The coding region runs from base 1 to 825 and encodes 274 amino acids.